AUGGAACCAAUGCAUUUUGUUCUUAACUGUACUCAUUUUUCAAAUCUACCUGAUGAUCAUGCAAAAGUGGGUGUCACAAGUCUUCGAGACGUCGUACUUAUAGUUGAGCCAUCUAUUGUCAUCCGAGGUGGUACUGCCGCCCUCGUAUGCUCGAGGGACAUGCAGGGAGUCCAACUGUACUCUGUCAAAUGGUAUCGUGGGAACCACGAGUUCUACAGAUAUACUCCCAACGAGGUGCCAGACACAAGAGUGUUUGGAUUGCCAGGGAUCAUCGUUGACAUGAACAGAUCAAACGGCACUCAGGUUCUACUAAGAAAAUUGGACCUCGGCUUAGCAGGAAAUUUUACCUGCGAAGUUACAGCGGAGUCGCCGUCUUUUGCCACGCAAGUCGCCACUAAGUUUAUCGAUGUCAUUGCUUUGCCGCCAAGUGGUCCUGUAUUAAAAGCAGACAAAGACCGUUACCAACCUGGGGAGGUACUCCAAGCAAACUGUACUUCAUCACCAGCUAAACCUGCUGCAAAUCUCACCAUAUUCAUUAAUGAAGAAGCUCUGCGUUCAUCAGAAAUGAGUCUUCAUCCUACUGAUAAUGGCCUUUACUGGACAAAUGUAAAGGCUGACAUCAAGGUGACACAAGAUUUGUUUAUCGGCGGACGUCUAAGAGUCGCCUGUCUCGCUAGCGUCUAUGAAGUGUAUAGAAGCUCAGCUAAUCUUGACUUCUUCACGCCGGAGACUGAUCCAAGACCAGAGAGAAUUACCCACAAUGACGCAUGUUCAGCGAAGUGCUUCCGAAGUUGGCUUGUCGUGCUGUUUAUAUUUCUUCUCCCAAUGGUCAUGGGUCAAGAUUUCGAUGCACCCGAACACGAAUAUGAAGACUACGAUGAAAUUUACACAAAACAUCCAUUUGAAUCUCUGGUUGGGGGUUGA
Molecule: messenger RNA, 924 nt
Organism: Arctia plantaginis
Lineage: Eukaryota; Metazoa; Arthropoda; Insecta; Lepidoptera; Erebidae
Source: the annotation of a GenBank genome assembly